AUGGAGAGGACAAACUCCCGGAGACGCAAAGCCAAGGUCAGCGAAGCCAACUCGCCGGUUGAUGCUUCGGUUAUGGUCGAGUUGACGCCACCCAAGGACGAGGUUUCUACAGCUUGCAAGGCACCGUCAUGGCUUCCGAAUACCGCCUGUUGGGUUGUGGUGUUGCUGAUAUUCGUCUUAACCGCAGCCUUUCUUCUCGCUUACCCUGAAGGCCUUCCCUUGAUCAAUGAGCAGAAACCCACGACGAUCCAAAUACACGGGGAUGAACAAUACCAUGGAGGCGUCGGUAUAGUUCUUCAUCCCGAAUCUCAUGUCAGCCGUCCACCCGCUACACUGUGCUUUGAUUGGCGAGUCACGAAGGCUUUCCGCUCGCCGGACGGCGUUCGAAAGGAAGUGUAUGUCAUUAACGACCAGUUUCCCGGUCCAACUAUCGAAGCUCGCUCUGGAGAUCGAAUCAUUGUCAAUGUCACAAACCUCCUCCAUAAGGAAGGCCUUGCUAUACACUGGCACGGUCUGCGGAUGAAAGAUGCUAAUGACAUGGACGGCGCAGUCGGCUUGACGCAGGCCCCAAUCCAGACAGGCGAGACCUUUUUGUACAAUUUCACAAUUGGCCACGACGAGUUCGGCACCUUUUGGUACCAUGGCCAUGAAAAGACACAGCGAGACGACGGUCUCUACGGUGGCUUCAUCAUCCAUCGCCCUGUUGAACAGUCUGAUGAGAAAGAAGUGUAUGACUAUGCUCAGGAAGUCUUGCUUCUGAUAGGUGAUUGGUACCAUCGGCCAAGCACUGACGUCCUCAGGUGGUACAUGAAUUCCAGAUCCUUUGGGAACGAGCCCGUGCCUGACUCUCUUCUCAUCAAUGACCACGGCAAUUUUGACUGCGACAUGGCAGUUCCUGCCCGACCUCUUCAAUGUACUCCUCCAGCGGCAAGAGAUGAGCUGCCGUCACUGCGCUUCGACCGCGGUCAUCGUUAUCGUCUACGCUUGGUUAAUACCGGAUCCCUCACUGGGUUUUCUCUCAAGGUGGAUGCUGCGAGUCUGUUCCCUUUCCAGGUUGAUGGUGGCAACAGUAUCGAUAUGGCCGAGGCGCAAAGCAUUGGCAUUGUCUAUCCUGGAGAAAGAGUCGAUGCCAUCCUGCUGCUCGAAUCAAAUUACCGUCGACGAGAGCUAACUAUCGAAAUGGAUGACGAGAAUUUCAAGUACCCCAACCCGGCACUCACCCCGAUGCAGACAUUCCCAGUCACUUCUUCACCGAGCGACGGCGAUGCUACCCAGCCUGUACCCCCGAUGCUCGAGUAUUACAAUCUACAGGCAGCCGUAUCCGGCUCCGGGUCCUUGACAGGGAUGACUGAAGAGCCGCUGAAGUUUGUGGUCUACACGACAACAAUGAAAUUGGCCAAGCAUCACAACAUCCCUAUGGGAUUUAUCAAUCACACCAGUUGGUCACCUCAAGCGGAGCCACUGAUCUCACUACCUCGAUCACAAUACGACCGAAACCAGCUAUCGCCUCACGUUGGAUUGUGCCAGACAGAGAACGAGACAGCUGCUUGCAACGAAUGGGUGGAGGUAGUCAUCAACAACCUUGACGAUGGCGGACAUCCUUUUCAUCUGCACGGUUACUCGUUCUAUGUUGUCUCGGUAUUUCCACCUCCCAUCCCGUGGAGUAGUGAGAAGCCACCUUUCACACCAGGUGGAUCCGGGAUGUACAAUUACAAUCCCUUUACGACCACGUCAGCUGUUUCGCCGGCAGGGCCAUACAAUCUGGCAAAUCCCGUAGUGAAGGACACGGUCUUCGUUCCACAAAGAGGCUAUGCUGUUAUCAGAUUUCGAGCGGAUAACAAAGGCAUCUGGAUGAUGCAUUGCCACGUUGGCUGGCACCUGGGUAGCGGGAUGGCCAUGAGUUGGGACGUCAGUUGA
This is a messenger RNA of Cladophialophora carrionii CBS 160.54, 1917 nucleotides long. RefSeq lists its product as uncharacterized. The coding region runs from base 1 to 1917 and encodes 638 amino acids. The record is from RefSeq and is a predicted model, not a curated record. Gene Ontology annotation, molecular function: copper ion binding; oxidoreductase activity. The transcript has a single exon. NCBI's taxonomy places the organism in Eukaryota, Fungi, Ascomycota, Eurotiomycetes, Chaetothyriales, Herpotrichiellaceae.